CAUUGGUAAAUAUGCCCUGGUUUCCUUGGCCCGAAUCUUUCAAGAAACGUGCUUGCCGCUAUCUACUCCAGCAUUACCUCGGCCAGUUCUUUCAACACAAGAUCUCGGUGGAGCAACUGAGUGUCGACAUCUUCAAGGGAAGAGGAACGAUCAGCGACGUUCAAUUGGACGUAGAAGCCGUCAAUGAAUUUCUUGAAAACCUUCACGCGCCCGUUGAAGUCAAACAAGGCGUCGUACGCAGCGUUGCCGUCGUCGUUCCGUGGAGUAGUCUGUUUAAAGACAACUGCCAACUGGAGAUCGAUGGACUCGAGUUGACUCUCGCUUUGAAAAGCGAAGGAGAAGCAGGUGUUGGAUUAGCAGGCAUGGCUAGUUCCAUGUCUGCUGGUGAUCCGAUGGCUGCGAGUAUGAAGAUUGCUGAGGAUUGUAUGAGAGAGGACGAAGAGGGAGACGCUGGUCAAUACGAGGGCGUGGAAGUGCUGGCUAGAAUGAUUGAUUCCGUGUUAUCUAGAGUGAAGGUGAAGCUUGUGAAUACGUUGAUUCGAAUUGAACAAUCUCGGAAAGAGGACAAGGCAAUUGCACUGGAACUACAUGUUGAUAGCCUUGACUACUCUGAUGCCGCAGAAGAGGAAAGCGAUUGCGGCAGCAGUGUCGACCCUCCAGACGGCCUACCAACUACACGAAGACAAACCUCCACAUCAGUCAAGAAUUUGACGUUAUUUGGUGUCUCAUUCAGCUUGCUCGAAUUCGUAGACCUUGAGCCUUGCCACCCAGGCACAGACGAGGAAGGAGCUUCAGUUAGUGCUAACGUAUUCAGGUCACGUCGGUUUUCUAGUGAUGUGAGUUAUGGAGGUGAGUCAUUGCCUGACGAUUGUGAUGGUUGUGGUAGGCCGGUACGCGUGGCUCAGUUUGUUGGGGAGAUGAAGGUCAAGGUCAGGCUCAAACAAGUGGAAUCACUGCCAGGACCAAAAGUGGAUGUUCUCUGUUCUCUUGGUUCUCUUCACUUCUUCUUGACUCCUUACCAGUUACAUCUCCUACUGCAACUUGUUGAACUGCUGAUGCAAGACGGGUCUUCAGAUCAGACAAACAAAAGAUUUUCUCAUCAUAUGAACGAACGACCAAUGCAACGCACAGACUACGAGCUAGUCGAACAGCAACUACAUGCAAGAAACCAAACACGUCAACAAGAAGCACAGAAAGAGAAAGAACGUCAAAACCAUCAGAAGGCCGAUCCCUGGAUGUUACCCACCCAUUCCAGUACAGUAGGAAUGGAGGAAUCUGGCGAUUUGGACUCCAUGACAGCUGCUGACGAUGAAGAGGCAGACCAAUUUUAUUCACUAAAAUCGGACACAUUGGGUCUGCCGCCUCUGGGUGAGCCACCGCUGUUAACAGACAGUGAGCACUUUGAAAGUAUUCGGUUGGAAGAACGAGUUAGAGCGGGAAGUGGACUGUCGACUGACCGGCUGAUGGCGGGAAUGAAGAGUUUCACAUCUCUUGCAUCAGUCACUUCACGUGGUAGUCGCUCUGCUUCAUCCUAUGGCACUCCUGGUGGAUCUUACGGCUCAUCUUUAAAUCAAAGGAUCAUGACUAGUAGGGACAAUGUAGUGGAGGACGUAGCUCAAUUUUCAAUUGAAUUAGGAAGUUUGACAGUAGCUUUACUAGAAAGUGAUAUCCAGACUUCAGCUGUAGGAGAGAACAUAUACCCGGUGAUAGAAGCAGCGGAGUCAUUCUUUCAGAAACUGACAGAUCUUUUAGCUCAAUGUGGAAAUAACGUCGGUACUGUGAGUAAAGAGAAACUUGCUUCAGCUUGUAGUGCAGAUCAUCUAAGGUUGUCAUUUAAUCCAUUUAAAAUGAAUGUGGCUGUUCAAAUGUUGUCAUAUUGUCACCGUACUCAAAUGGAAUUGUCAGUUGGCUCUGGAGAGGUACUGGAGUGUCUCUAUGGCACUAACAGAUUAUUGCCUGGAGUUCACAAAGAAGAGCUGUCUCCAGCAAGCAUAGCAACAUUAGUGAGGCUUUCAACACCAGAAAUUCAGCAGCAUUCAGGAAGUGAAAGGCAGUCUGCCUCUCUCAAGGCAUGUGUAACAAUGACUGACAUGAUAACUGGCCAAUUCUACAAUUCACGGAGACAAACACACCACAAAUCAUCAGCAAACACAGACAUCGUCGUUAAUCUAGGAAAACUAUCAUGCGAACUGAAUGUAACAUUAGUGGAUAGACUGAGUGAUAUUUUGAAACACAAAACGAAAUCUGAUGAUCACAACUCAAGAUUACUGCACGCAGCUGCUAAAUAUUCUCUCUAUUCUUCUAUGGAAGCAACAUCUAGUGUGCGAUAUCAAACUGCAUAUCACAAAGCAAUUGAUGAAGGACCAGCUACAAACGCUAGAGAUUAUGCGGUGUCUGUGAAUUGUUCAGUGUUGAGGUUGACUGUGAGAUUUCCAGUCGCUGAUUUGAGACAACCGAGUGAGAAGGGUCCGUGGCAUAGGCAGCCUGUGAGGAGUCAGCGAUUGAUACUUGAAUGUAGUGAAAUGAAGAUGAAGACUGCAGGUUGCAGUAGAGACGAUAAAACGAAUUUAGAUAUACGUUUUAUGGAAAUGCAAGGACAUUUUUGUAUGGCUGGAGAAGAGAAGCCCGUUCAUUUUCUUACAGUCGCACAUACACAACAAGAAGCACAGAGAACGUCCGAGUUACCAAAAGUCUUGGUCACAAUUCAACCGAACGUUGCAACUCAGUCUGAACUCGAUUUUGGACGCACGCCUGAACAGUCAGUACAAGCAUCACACUGGGAUGCAUUUUCAGAUCUUUUAGGGAAGCCUCAGUCAUCACCAUUCUCUUCUACAAAUGUUGUCUAUCAAGACGAACAGCUUGUCAUGCCCGGAAAUUCUAGUGAAAUGAAGGAGUUUGAAGACUGUGCUGUUGCUUCUUCUCGUUACGUUGUUAGCAUUUUACUUCCAACGGUAAACAUUCAUAUGCCAAGCAAACAGUUUUAUGAAGAUCUUUACAACAGAUUCUGUUGUGAUUUGUUGCUGUGGGAGCCGCAGUCACCUCAGAGCCAAGAAGUCAAUCAUGACAAAUACAGAAUGGAAGACAGCUCACACGGUCAUCUCUACAUGUGUCAGUCUGCUAUCAGACCCGAAUCUGAUGAGGACAGUCUUGACAGCAGUGACUUCAAGUCAGCAUAUCAGUGUUUGUCUGACAAUGGUGGAGUAGACCGGAUGGCUGGUCGGUCGUCACGGUCUAAGCAGAGUCUCUUAUCGCUGACCGUUAACAUUCGACAAGGAACUGCAACGAUCAUUACGUCUGCUGAGUCGGGCAACAACAAACCUCCAUCUCCCGAGAAACUUGUCCACUUCAGUCCUGAGUCGUCAUCCAGCCACCCGACAGAGCAGGGAGAAAUUCUUGUCAAUAUACGUGACGCUCACGUCUUUACCGUGACCAGCUUUCAGGGCAACAGUCAGUUGCAAUACGUUUGUCUCGAAUCCGAUCAAUUUGCGUUGAGUCAUGUUGGACUCGUUGAUUUUGACGCCACGGUUCCUCUUGUUGCUGUUGGCAUGUCACCGUCGGCGGCUACAUCAUGUUUGAAGCCUACGAUGUAUUCAUCUGAUGCUGGAGUGCCAGGCAGAGCGGGUAAUGUGCCAAUGCUAAGGAUAGCAAUGAAGAUAGCUGCAGAUGAUGCUCAAAGUGUGAAGGAUGUUCAACUUGCUGUCAGUGUGGACGGUGCUACUCUCAGACAUCGGAUGAUGCCAGCAGAGCAGACGUGGUUUACUCAACUGUCUAACUUUUUCAAUGUCGUGGAAGACGACGUGCCAGGAUACAAACCUAUGGAUGUGGUAACUUCGCUGCACACUCAUCUCUGUCACUGUACUGUAGACUACAGGCCAUUGUAUUUGCCAUGGAGAGUUGCUCUAACUCUUGGAUCGCUAAGUGUGUCUAGUAAUAUCGUCUACACUAGUCCACAAAGUGUUCUGCGGUUGAUUUUGAGUCAAGUAGAACUUUAUUUGUCAGACAAAACGAGUGAUACAAUAGAUCUACAAGAUUAUGUUUGUGUUGGUGAUUUGGGCUCAUUUGACUUGUUAUUGAAGACAAGCUCUGAUCCUAACUAUCCGUCUGUUGUCUUGGAGGCAUCAAACCGUCAAGUGAACAUCUGGACGUGUGCAGACACUUGUGUAGCUUUACGUGAUCUUUUGAAUUAUUUUUCAUCUGAUGGAGACUUGCCGCAGCCUUCACUACCAGUAUUGGACAUAUCAGAAGCAUUUAAGCAGUCACAACAAGUAUUAACACAAUCUAAUGUAGAACAUCUGUUAGACACUCCAGUGCAAGAGUGUAACGAACCUCAGGCUCUAAUUCGCUGUUUGAUGGAAGCGUCUGUUGAAGACUCACAUGAACCUGAUGAGUCUGCCCAUCUUGCAGACAUUGAUGAUAUGUUUUCACGUCAGCUUGAUCUCAGCGAUUCAGAUGAAGAUGCAUUUGUGCAGUCAGAGUUGUCAUCUGCUGUGUCUGACUGGUCUGCAGCAGGUCAGAGUCUUGAUCCACAGCAAGACUCUACACUGAGCAGUUACUGUAUACUUGACAUGCCUGGUGGAAAAACAACAGCCUCGCAUGGAUCUGAUCCUGUGGUGAAGUGUCUCUUGGAGGUUGGAGAUGAGAUUGUUAUUUAUGAGAACCACAUGUCCGUUCCAACAAGUAAGAUUGAUAUGCUUCAUCCUCCUCCUCACUAUCCAACUCCUGUAUCAACAUACAUUUUGAAAGAACUCAGUAUUACAUGGCAUCUAUUUGGUGGACGAGACUUUGCCAUCAAACCCGAAGAGAAACGUUCGACUUGCCCCAGCUUUGCAACCGUCUCUUCCAACUCUCCACAGAUAACACGAAAGAGAAACCAGGAUAGUGAACUAAGAAAAGACCAACGUAAACAGAGAGGUGGACCAUUACGUAACCAGGACAUCCUGAUGGAAAUUGAACUGAGCAAGAUCAAAGUGAGAUUUGAUACUUACGCUGAGACGUCAGACAAGUCAUCACGAUUGGCGGCUCUCAUCGGUGACGUGGAGAUUCGAGAUCGACUAGCAUUGUCACAGUUAAACAAGUUUUUAUACUGUUACUCAUCACAAACAAUGCCAAGACGAUCACAUGCAAGCAUGGUGACUGUCAAGCUUCUGUGUCUUCGUUCGGACCCUGAAUCUGCUAAUACCGAAUGUUGUCUUCAUCUCGGUCUAUUGCCAAUCAAGUUGAAUGUCGAUCAAGAUGCGCUGCUUUUCUUGAAAGACUUUUUUGAGUAUAUUAUGUCCACACCUCCAGCAAUCACUACUCCUUUGUUUGAUGCUGCUACUUCUCGUGAAGUGCCUGCUACAACACCGAUUUCACGAAUGCAGUCGUCGACUACUACGAGUACACUAUCACAGUCAGGAGAGUCAGGUGAAAUCAUCUUUCGUUCAUUUACGUUUUAUCCUGACUUGCCACUUCGAGUUGAUUACCACGGCAAACGGAUAAGCACAGAACAGGGAUUUGUGGCCGGGUUGGUGUUGGGCUUGGUUCAACUUAGCAACUCAGAAUUAACACUCAAACAACUAAGCAGCAAGAAAAGAUUGAAAGGGUUUGGUGAGCUGAGUCAGUUCAUUCUAAACGAAUGGUCUGAAGAUAUUCAAGGGACAAUGACGGGGCUGUUAGGUGGAGUAGGGCCUGUGCAUGCCCUGAAAAGACUAGGGCAAGGAAUUGUGGAUCUUGUGUGGAUGCCAAUUCAGCAGUACAGGAAAGAUGGCCGCGUAGUGCGCGGUCUACAGAAAGGCUCAACUUCAUUUGGUACCUCAACAGCAAUGGCUACCGUAGAGUUGACCAACAGAGCGGUGCAGACAAUCCAGGCUGGAGCAGAGAUAUUUUUUGAUUUUCUUAGUCCUGCUGUUCAAGCAGAGAAAAGACAAAGGCGCGCUGAACGAAAGCGCCGCUAUGGACGUCAGCCGGUUGAUAUGAGAGAGGGAGUGACAAGGGCAUAUGACAUUGUAGCUCAAGGUUUGAGUGACACGGCGACGACAAUAUCCGAAGUAGCACAACACGAACACGAACAAGGCGGCAUCACUGGAGCUGUCACGGGUAUACUCAAGGUGACGCCAGGUGUUGCUGUUCAGCCAUUGAUUGUUGCGAGUGAAGCCAUGUCAAACGUCCUCGAUGGUGUAAGGAAUCAGUUUGUUCCUGACGCACGACGCGAACAACAGGACAAGUACCGGGCCGAGCAAAACUGAUGACUAAAGAUUUGUAAAUUAUUUUAUGUACUGACUGUACAGUUAGUGAGUUCUAGUGUGUUGAGGAGUGACGGUACACGUUCUUGUCUUACCAGUUGGUCGAUUAUGUUCUCUCUGUAUCUUCUAUUGUGCAGGUCGUCUCAUGCUUCUCGGCUGUGUUUCUGUCUUGUUUUAUUAACAGUCAAAUAUACAGCAACUGCUACUGUGA
Molecule: messenger RNA, 6432 nt
Organism: Corticium candelabrum
Lineage: Eukaryota; Metazoa; Porifera; Homoscleromorpha; Homosclerophorida; Plakinidae
Product: autophagy-related protein 2 homolog B-like
Exons: 33
Coding region: 12-6224 (2070 amino acids)
Biological process (GO): autophagy of mitochondrion; autophagosome assembly; reticulophagy
Cellular component (GO): phagophore assembly site
Molecular function (GO): phosphatidylinositol-3-phosphate binding
Source: RefSeq, a predicted model, not a curated record